UGUCGAUUAAUUUAUAAUGUUUGUUUUGUUUCAUGUGUUAUUUAGUCGUGCUACUUUGUCUUGUACCGUAGCAGAAGCUAUGUUUUACAAGUUUGUAAGAGAAGAUAGAGAAACAAAAUUUAAUUUUUUGCUUUCGGAAGCCUCUGUAAUGUACAUGGGUUCUGCACGCCUGCAUGUUGAUUUGAAUUUUGCUAGGUGCGGAAACCCCCUAGAUUUUGAUGACAGCUGCAUUUGUUUUUAUCUGCAUUGUAUUAAUUUGAUAAAUUAAAAUUCAAUCAUUUUUUAAUUAAUUGGCUUUUUUGGGAUUCUUAAUUGAAUGUAAUGGGAGUAGAUUUUGCUCCUCUUUUUAUAUUAAAAUAUCAACAUCUCCUUUUUUUAAUCAAUUACAUAUGAACACAUUAUGUUCAUUUAAUGAGGUCAGUUUUAGGGGAAAAAUGAUAAUACUUUGCAAAUUUAUUACAAAUAAGCAACCACGGUAAGUUAUGCACAUAAGGUGACCUGGAUGAGAUACAGAGGGAAGUGACUUCAUUCAGACUGACUUUUUUUUUAUGCAGUGAUAGAACUUUACUGUACUAAUAUAGAAAAAGAUUAAGAUGUAGAAAUUGCAAAUAACCAGGUUGGGCUUUGGAAUCAUUAGGCAACUCAGUAUCUUUGAGUUUUUAUUAACUGAAGAGAGGAAUGAUAACUUCAGUUUUCAACUGUUGAAGGAUGUUCACUUAAUAUCAAAUGACUAGCAAAAGCGAAAACUAGGGAAAUUUUGUUUAUUCAGAAUAAUGGGUCACAAUCUUUUUUGAAAACUGAUGAAAACAUGACCUUUUUUACAGUUAGAUUGUUGUGGGUUUCUGUGGAAAUUCAAUGAUAAGAUGAGUUGUUCAUUAUUUUAGAGAUGGUUACAAUCAUUCUAUCUUCCUUUCUUGUAGUGGUCUUGUGAAACAUUAGAAGUCAUUAACUGAAUGAGGUCAUGAUAUGCAAACCUUGAGUCAGUACUGUCCCUGCAAUAGUAAUGGAUAUUUUGGUGUUUCCUUUCCCCACCUCAAGAAUGAUUAGAAUUCACAACCCCCCCUUUCAAGGUGCUUCUUUUGAAUGAUAUCGCUCGUACAAGCGUUGACCCUUUGCACCUGUAUCGCCUUCCUUUUCUAAUAUGGUCUCCAAUUACCUCAUCACAAGAGAGCUUCCCUAUGGUGGAGUGAUUGAAAAAACAAAUCCCAAGUACAGUUCUGAAUUUUAUUUGGCCCUAGCACCUUAGGAAUUCAUACUUGAUGAAAGCAAUAGGCCCUGCUCCCAAGUUGUAUUGAAUCGGAGCUCUUCUUGCUAACGUCCCCUGAUUUCAGUUUAAAUUAUGGACGUGCUUCCUUGUAAUGGUGUUCAGUAUGUUGGAGAAUCUGAUUGUGAAUGACAGCGUUCAGAGACAGAUUUUACUUAUGAUGGAGAAUCUAAUGGUUUUAAACGUGUAGAACAAGUUGCAAUGGAUGAUGGCAGAGUGAAUGACUUAUUGCUAAAUGUAGAAGAGUCUCGUAUAGAAAGACAAUGUGAGGGACUAGGGACAGUAGACAAAUUGCAUAUUUCUGAAGGUGGAACUUCAUAUUCUGAUUGUAAGGUAGAGAGCCAAAGGUUAUCCUGUGAUUCUCAGGAUUUUGGAGAAGAUGACAUAAACGUACAGAAUUAUUACACAGAACCCAAUGCAGCCUCUGAAAACUCUAAUUUAAUUGUUGACACCAUUGAAAGCGAACCAAACAGCUGUAGGUAUGGAGAGCCAUCUCUUUUGGAGCCUAACUGGCUAGAACACGAUGAAUCUGUGGCACUAUGGGUCAAGUGGAGAGGCAAGUGGCAGGCUGGAAUCAGAUGUGCACGGGCAGACUGGCCAUUGUCAACUUUGAGAGCCAAACCAACUCAUGAUCGAAAGCAGUAUUUUGUGAUAUUUUUUCCUCACACCAGAAAUUAUUCCUGGGCAGAUAUGCUGCUUGUCCAACCAAUCAAUGGAUUUCCAGAGCCUAUUGCAUAUAAGACUCACAAAAUUGGGCUAAAAAUGGUUAAAGAUAUGAGUGUUGCACGGCGGUUUAUAAUGAAAAAGCUGGCUGUUGCCAUGGUGAAUAUUGUCGAUCAGUUUCAUUCUGAGGCUUUAGUAGACCCAGCUCGUGAUGUGAUGGUCUGGAAGGAAUUUGCCAUGGAGGCUUCACGAUGUAGUGCUUAUUCUGAUCUUGGAAGAAUGCUUCUGAAACUUCAAAAUAUGAUUUUGCAACAGUACAUAAGUUCUGAUUGGCUGCAGAAUUCUUUUCAAUCCUGGGUACAGCAGUGUCAAGUUGCAUGUAGUGCUGAAUCCAUUGAAUUGCUUAGGGAGGAAUUGUACAAUUCUAUUCUAUGGAAUGAAGUCGAUUCUCUCCAUGAUGCACCAGUGCAAUCGACAUUGGGAUCCGAGUGGAAAACCUGGAAGCAUGAAGCUAUGAAGUGGUUCUCAACCUCCCAACCUGUGACAAGUGGUGGAGAUAUGGAGCAGCAGAACUGUGACAAUCUCUCCCCCUCAACCAUCAGUCUUCAAGCUACCAGAAAGAGGCCAAAGCUUGAAGUUCGCCGUGCAGAGACACAUGCUUCCCAGGUUGAGUCCAGCAGUCCACUUCAAACUACGAAUGUCGAAAUUGACUCUGAGUUUUUCAGUAAUCGAGACACUGUCAAUGCUCAUACUUUAGAAUCAGAGCUUUCUAAGGAGGAUGGUUUUGGCGAGGUAGCUGCACCUUUAGAGUCACCUUGUAGCAUGGCUGAUAGAUGGGAUGGGAUUGUAGUUGAAGCAGGAAAUCCUGAGCUUGUACAGAACAAAGGUGUAGAAAUGACACCUGUUAAUGAAGUUUUGGCUAAGGAAAGCAUAGAACCUGGGAGUAAGAAUCGCCAGUGUACAGCUUUUAUUGAAUCUAAGGGAAGGCAGUGUGUGAGGUGGGCUAAUGAUGGUGAUGUUUAUUGUUGUGUGCAUCUGGCCUCUCGUUUUGCUGGCAGCUCCACUAGAGGAGAGGCAAGUCCUGUUCAUAGUCCUAUGUGUGAAGGUACCACUGUUCUUGGUACUCGAUGCAAGCAUCGGUCUCUACCAGGUACCACAUUCUGCAAGAAACACAGACCCUGGCCUGAUGCAGAGAAGACCUCAAAUUUGCCAGAGAAUCCCCUUAAGAGAAAACAUGAAGAGAUCUUUCCCAGUUCAGACACCACAUAUUGCAAAGAGAUGGUAUUGUCUGGACAAGUUGAAAAUCCCCUUCGAGUGCAACCUGUCUCAGCCAUGGAUGGUGAUGCCUUUCAUGGAAGGAAAAGCUUACCCGAGAAACUUGAGCAUCCUGGCCAUGAUUGCAAUAGCUCCAAGAUGCUGCACUGUAUUGGCUCAAGCUCCCUUGAUAGUAGUAUCCUGUGUCCUGAGAGUCCAAAGCGCUAUUCGUUGUACUGUGACAAACACAUUCCUAGUUGGCUCAAGCGUGCUAGAAAUGGUAGAAGUAGGAUAAUAUCAAAAGAAGUGUUUAUAGAUCUUUUGAAGGAUUGUCGCUCACCGCAGCAGAAAUUGCAUUUACAUCAAGCAUGUGAGCUUUUCUACAAGCUUUUCAAAAGCAUUUUCUCUCUAAGAAACCCAGUUCCUAUGGAGGUUCAACUUCAGUGGGCUCUCUCUGAAGCUUCUAAAGAUUUUAAUGUUGGGGAACUCUUGUUGAAGUUAGUUUUCACUGAAAAGGAGAGACUCAAAAAGUUAUGGGGCUUUGCUGUGGAGGAAGAUUUACAAGUUUCCUCUGUCAUGGAAGAACCAGCAAUUUUUCCAUUGGCUGUCAACUGUAGCCAUGAUGAUGAAAAUUCUAUUAGGUGCAAAAUAUGCUCAAAGGAGUUUCUCGAUGAUAAAGAGCUUGGAAACCACUGGAUGGACAACCAUAAAAAGGAAGCACAGUGGCAUUUCAGAGGUCAUGCUUGUGCCAUAUGCCUGGAUUCUUUUACUGACAGAAAAAGUUUGGAAACCCAUGUGCAGGAGAGACAUCAUGUGGAAUUUGUUGAACAGUGCAUGCUGUUCCAGUGCAUUCCUUGUGCCAGCCACUUUGGGAACACUGACCAGUUAUGGUUGCAUGUCCUCUCUGUUCACCCUGCUGAUUUCAGACUGCCAAAAGGUGCUCAACAACUUAAUCCGUCUAUGGGUGAAGAGAAGGAGGAUUCCUUGCAAAAACUUGAGCUGCAAAAUGCAGCAUCAAUGGAAAAUCACACUGAGAAUUUAGGUGGUGUAAGAAAGUACAUUUGCAAGUUCUGUGGCCUGAAGUUUGAUUUACUACCUGAUCUUGGUCGCCACCAUCAAGCUGCUCAUAUGGGACCAAAUCUAUUCAGCUCUCGCCCCCCAAAGAGAGGUGUUCGAUAUUAUGCUUAUAGAUUAAAAUCUGGAAGACUUAGCCGCCCGAAAUUUAAGAAAGGUCUGGGGGCAGCAACAUAUAGCAGCAUCAGGAACAGGAUGACUUCUGGUCUGAAGAAACGUAUCCAGGCUUCAAAAUCACUUAGCAGCCAGGGACUAAGCAUACAGUCUAAUUUGACUGAGGCAGGGGCUUUAGGUAGAUUAGCAGAAUCUCAAUGCUCAGCGGUUGCAAAGAUAUUGUUUUCUGAGGUUCAGAAAACAAAACCUCGGCCUAAUAACCUUGAUAUCUUAGCUAUUGCACGCUCUGCUUGCUGCAAGGUGAGCCUAAAAGCAUCACUGGAGGGGAAAUAUGGAGUGUUGCCAGAACGCUUUUAUUUGAAGGCAGCCAAGCUCUGCAGUGAGCAUAAUAUUCAAGUACAAUGGCACCAGGAGGAGUUUAGUUGUUCCAGAGGAUGUAAGAGUUUCAAGGAUCCAGGAUUAUUCUCGCCCUUGAUGGCUCUUCCAAAUGGUUUUAAGGGGAAACAAAUGAUACAUUCAUCUGAUCAUACAAACAGUGAGUGUGAAGUGGAUGAGUGCCACUAUAUUAUAGAUGUGCAUGAUGUUACAGAGGGGCCUAAGCAAAAGGCUACUGUCUUGUGUACUGACAUAAGCUUUGGGAAGGAGACAAUACCAGUGGCAUGUGUUGUAGAUGAAGAUCUCCUGGAUUCCCUCCAUGUCUUGGCAGAUGGUUACGAUGGUCAAAUUAGUAAAUUCCCCAAGCCCUGGGAUACUUUUACCUAUGUAACAGGGCCAGUUCAUGAUCAAUGUGAUAGUCUGGACAUUGAGGGUUUGCAAUUGAGGUGUUCUUGCCAAUAUUCAAUGUGCUGUCCUGAAACAUGUGAUCAUGUUUAUCUCUUUGAUAACGACUAUGAAGAUGCAAAGGACAUAUAUGGGAAAUCCAUGCUUGGCAGAUUUCCGUAUGACUAUAAAGGGCGGCUUGUUCUGGAGGAAGGUUACCUUGUUUACGAGUGCAAUAGCAUGUGCAACUGCAAUAAAACAUGCCCAAAUAGAGUUUUGCAGAAUGGAAUACGAGUGAAACUGGAAGUCUUCAAUACAGAUAAUAAAGGUUGGGCUGUCAGGGCAGGUGAACCAAUCCUACGUGGUACAUUUAUAUGUGAGUACACUGGAGAGAUUUUAAAUGAACAGGAGGCAAGCAAUAGGCGUGACAGGUAUGGCAAAGAAGUUUGCAGCUAUAUGUAUAAAAUUGAUGCUCAUACCAAUGAUAUGAGCAGAAUGGUUGAAGGACAGGCCCAUUAUUUUAUUGAUGCUACAAAGUAUGGGAAUGUUUCACGGUUCAUCAAUCACAGCUGCAUGCCAAAUCUUGUGAACCACCAAGUUCUGGUUGACAGCAUGGAUUCUCAGCGUGCUCAUAUCGGUCUUUAUGCAAGUCAGGAUAUAGCUUUUGGUGAAGAACUGACAUACAACUAUCGGUAUGAGCUGCUGCCUGGAGAAGGAUAUCCUUGCCAUUGUGGAGCUUCAAAGUGCCGGGGCCGCCUGUAUUAAAUCUUAAAAUUUAUCGUUCUCUCUCCUUCGUGAAAUAAUGGGAUGUGGAGAACCUGACACAAGAAUCAGAUUCGGAUGUGCUCAAGGGUAUUAUGGUUGUUAUUCGUUGGCUGAUCAAAUUGUAAGUAGCUGCCCCAGUGGAUUUGGUAUCAAGCUGACAAGAUAUUGGCCAAGUCCCAAGCAAUGGAGCCGGAGGCCUGUGUUCCUUAAGCUACAAUCAUCUUCUCAAUGUCCCGGCAAGUAGCCUGUGUUUAUUCUCAUUUGUUGAUACAUUUUCAUCCAUGAAAGAGGACAUCCAUAAUUUUAUCUUGGCUUCUUUUUGUAUGGAAUGGCGAAAAUUGGUGCCUCCCGAGCUUAAUGGGAAGUGUAGGUUUUAUUUUU
Messenger RNA from Populus trichocarpa (black cottonwood), 6274 nucleotides. Its product is annotated as histone-lysine N-methyltransferase SUVR5. The record is from RefSeq and is a predicted model, not a curated record. The coding region runs from base 1466 to 5893 and encodes 1475 amino acids. Gene Ontology annotation, molecular function: histone methyltransferase activity; protein binding; zinc ion binding. Lineage: Eukaryota; Viridiplantae; Streptophyta; Magnoliopsida; Malpighiales; Salicaceae. Gene Ontology annotation, cellular component: nucleus. The transcript is spliced from 12 exons.